Molecule: messenger RNA, 1927 nt
Organism: Sclerotinia trifoliorum
Lineage: Eukaryota; Fungi; Ascomycota; Leotiomycetes; Helotiales; Sclerotiniaceae
Source: the annotation of a GenBank genome assembly
UAAUUUUCUCGCUUUGUUUCUUUUCGUCAAACGAUUUCAGACUUCGAGUGUGUCUUCCGUCAAGUAUAGUAGCACCAUUAUUCCUAUGGCUUGGCCAAAUCCUUUUCGUCGAAAUGAUGAAAAUACUCGCAACGCUUGGGGAUACACCUUUCAAUGGACUCCUGAGCAUCUUACAGAAGAACAAAUGCAUCCCAUGAAGUUUUCAUACGAUGUUCUGGCUGAAGAAUGUUUAACUCGUCUUGAUAACAUAUCGCCACCCACAUCUGGGGAAUUACCAAGAAAUCAAAGUAUCCUUCCGAGUCAAAAGGAAGGCAAGGAAAAGCCCAAGAGAGACUUGUACGCUUUGCUGAGAGAUCAUUCUUCUGAGGAUGAAAAACUGGGAGAAUUAUGGAAAGAGGUUAAUACAAUACCAGAUUGGGUUGUGAGUGGUCUAGUGACCUUGAUAUUGGUAACUUUGCUCAAACUAUAUCCAGGACUGGGAUCAGAUUGGAAGAGGGCAAGAAGUUUUUUACAGAUACGGAGGGCCUGCGUUAACUGGCGUAUGUCAUCUAUAUCACACAGUUCUAUGUGGGACACUGAUGUGACAAACAGCUUGCAUAUCAAUCGUUGCUAGGGGGAAUGGCUGCAGCUAGAGUUACAGAGGUUCUAGCUAGGACUGGUGGCUUUUCUACAAAGGUAAGAUCGUUGUGAAAGUACGGCUUGAACCCGCACAUUACCUCUUGAAAAUUUCUUUCUUCUGCUGGAAAUGAUGUCCACAAGAGUACAUUCAAGGAAAGCAGCCUCAAUUCUCAACCCUCUCGAAAAACGCACAUCUUCUGUUCCCGAUAGUCAUCUGAUCAAUCAAUAGUCAGCGAGAAGAAGAAUGUUUGAAACAACUCAACAUAUUCUCCAGGUAACCGAAUCCAUCGAGGCCAUCAAACCCGGCGGGGCUGGCCACAUAUCCUCCAUAAAAGUCCGCCUCCUCCACGCCGCUGUCCGUCGCCGCAUUCUCGCCCUAGCUAAAGAAAAACCCUCCUAUUACUCCAUAGAAGAAUACGGUAUCCCAAUCAAUGAUCUCGACAGUAUAGCAACCGUCGGCACCUUCUCCACAACCCUGAUAUGGCUGUCCUUCCCCCGGCAAGGGAUCUUUCUCCGCUCCCAAGAAAUAACUGACUACAUCGCUCUCUGGCGCCUUGUUGCUCACUACCUCGGCACCCCAACAACUUAUUUCUCCUCCCCCACCGCCGCAAAAAAAAUCAUGGAAUCUAUCCUCCUAACCGAAAUAUCGCCCUCCCCAACCUCCAUAAUCCUCGCCAACAACAUAAUCCUCUCCCUCCAAAACCAACCUCCCGCCUACCCCUCCCGCUCCCUCCUAGAAGCCAACGCCCGCUGGCUAAACGGCACGGAACUAUCCAACGCCCUCGGACUCGGCAACCCAUCUCUUUACUAUUGGUCACUCGUAGCAGGCCAAUGUAUCCUAUACAUGACAAUAAGUUACGUAUAUAGAAGCAUCAGCUAUCUCGAUCGAAAACAGAUCAAAUUCUUAAGAAGAGUCUUGCCAAUGGUGAUACAUAGCCCGACGAUUGGAUUAGCAACCCAAACGGAUUUUGCACUGCAGUAUGUUCCGGAAUUCGACACGAAGACGGAACUUGGGGAGUAUGUGGUGGGGAUGAAGCAGAAGAGUGGUAUCGAGAGGAGGAAUUUGAAGGCCUUGAUUUGGGCGGCGGCAGGAGUGGGAAUUGGGGGUUGGCUUGUUUGGAAGGGGGUGAGGGGUGUCAUGAGAGGUUUAUUGGCUGUAGGGAGGGGUGUGGUUUGGUUGUGGGGAUGAGGGAUGGGACUGGGACUGGGAGAUUAGUGGUUGUAUAUUUGUAGAAUGAUUGUAUAUGAGUAGGUAGCCAUGUAUAUUUUGCCAAUAGAACUCAGCUGUAUACAAUAGCGCAAGACAUCA